AUGAACAUAUUUCAUAUUUGUCAACUCGCAAAUUCUAUCUCAAAAAUUACUAAUGAGGAACUCAAAAUUCUAAUUCUUUUACUAAGACAGAAAUUUCGCCAACAUUGGAUCGAAAAAAUCUUGCCUGAAGUAAAUGCGCCAACUGCACUUCAAAUCACUGGCAAAUACAUCUAUUACUUUGAAACAUCUGUUUCUAACACUUUAGGUGGAAAGUUACCUAAUGAAAAGAUGGGUACAUCAGUCGCAUCUCAAGCAAGUAUACCAUUUACAACUUCCUCCAGUGAGACAAGAUCAUCUAACAGAUCCAGACACCCAAUUUCUAUCUUACCUAAAGAUCUCAAAGCAAAAACAUAUCAUUGGGUUGGUGCUAAAGCAGUUCCCUUUCCUAUCUUUAAGGGAUAG
This is a messenger RNA of Funneliformis mosseae, 402 nucleotides long. The record is from the annotation of a GenBank genome assembly. Lineage: Eukaryota; Fungi; Glomeromycota; Glomeromycetes; Glomerales; Glomeraceae.